GCUGUUGAGGUCAACAACUUCUCACAGGCAGAUGAAGUUGCGCGUGCCUCAACACAACUGCACGCGGGCAUAUCGAACGAGACCAAAAAGGAAUACAAGCCGAGCUUUCCACCUGGAGACACCUCAGCAAUCCCCACCAAGGUGCUUGUAGUAGUAGUCCGUUUCACAGAACGCAUUUGAUCCAUGAACGUGGAUCGCUCCUUCGUCACUGAAGGCUGCAGGGCAGAUAUGCGUUGCCGCCCAUCCUCUCCUUACCCAGACGAGUCCUAUUCUUCGUCGUGCGAGGAAUCUACGACGAGCGAUGCUGCACCUCACGACUCUAGCAGCACGGUGUGGUGCGCCGCCUCAAAUGACUCGCGAGCAGCACUGGCGGCGCAGCUGCUGUCCCAGCUAGGCGCUUCGGAGCAGAAGGCGUACAGCACCUUCUGCGAAGCCACCACAGCGAUGCUGCAACUACGAAUGGUGUUGAUGCACGUGAAGGAGGUGACACUGGUUGUCUCGCUGGACCAAGCGCAUGAGGCGGAAGACGAGUGA
This is a messenger RNA of Leptomonas pyrrhocoris, 534 nucleotides long. RefSeq lists its product as hypothetical. The transcript has a single exon. Lineage: Eukaryota; Euglenozoa; Kinetoplastea; Trypanosomatida; Trypanosomatidae. The record is from RefSeq and is a predicted model, not a curated record. Bases 229 to 534 code for a protein of 101 amino acids.